Messenger RNA from Dendrobium catenatum, 1563 nucleotides. Its product is annotated as sugar transport protein MST6. Gene Ontology annotation, cellular component: membrane. The record is from RefSeq and is a predicted model, not a curated record. Gene Ontology annotation, biological process: monosaccharide transmembrane transport. NCBI's taxonomy places the organism in Eukaryota, Viridiplantae, Streptophyta, Magnoliopsida, Asparagales, Orchidaceae. The transcript is spliced from 3 exons. Bases 1 to 1563 code for a protein of 520 amino acids. Gene Ontology annotation, molecular function: monosaccharide transmembrane transporter activity.
AUGGCGGGCGGCGGUUUCGGCGAUUCCAAUGGCGAUGGGAAGGAUUAUCCGGGAAAGCUUACAAUGUUCGUCUUCUUCACGUGUGUGGUCGCCGCCACCGGAGGCCUAAUCUUCGGCUAUGACAUUGGGAUUUCCGGAGGGGUGACGGCGAUGGAUACUUUUCUAUCGAGAUUCUUCCCGACGGUUUACCACCAGGAGAAGGCGGACCACAGCACCAAUCAGUACUGCAAGUUCGACUCGCAGCUUUUGACGACGUUCACGUCGUCGCUAUACCUGGCGGCGUUGAUCGCAUCCUUCUUUGCUUCGACGGUGACGCGUGUGCUCGGCCGCAAGUGGUCGAUGUUAGGCGGCGGCAUCACUUUUCUCGUCGGCGCGGCCCUAAACGGCUUUGCUAAAGACCUUGCAAUGCUCAUAGCCGGCCGCAUCCUCCUCGGCAUUGGUGUCGGUUUUGCUAAUCAGUCAGUUCCGGUGUACCUAUCCGAAAUGGCGCCAGCAAAAUACCGAGGAACGCUUAACAUCGGCUUCCAGCUUAUGAUCACCAUCGGUAUUCUAGCUGCAAACCUCAUCAACUACGGAACCUCAAAACUGAAGGGGAGCAUAGGCUGGCGUGUGAGCCUAGGCCUCGCCGCCGUCCCGGCAGCCAUCAUCGCCCUCGGCUCCCUCUUCCUCCCCGACACGCCUAACUCCCUCAUUGAGCGAGGUCACGAUGAAGAAGCCCGCACCAUGCUCAAAAGAAUUCGCGGCACUGACUACAUCCAUGCAGAGUUCGAAGACAUUAAAGCCGCAAGCGAGGAAUCGAAGACCGUGAAGCAUCCAUGGCGCAACAUCAUCCAGCGCCGCUACCGUCCACAGCUCGUCAUGUCCGUUUUCAUCCCCUUCUUCCAACAGCUCACUGGGAUCAACGUCAUUAUGUUCUACGCCCCCGUUCUCUUCAAAACCAUCGGCUUUGGAAACGACGCCUCGCUUAUAUCCGCCGUCAUCACUGGUCUCGUCAACCUGUUUUCCACUCUUGUCUCCAUUGUCACCGUCGACCGCCUUGGCAGACGCAAGCUCUUUCUCCAGGGUGGAGUGCAGAUGAUUGUUUGUCAAAUAGUGGUCGGUACGCUUAUUGGUGUUAAGUUUGGGACAUCAGGCCAGGGCUCGCUGUCGGGUACUUACGCGUCUUUUGUGGUGGCUUUUAUCUGUAUCUACGUCGCCGGGUUCGCGUGGUCGUGGGGGCCGCUCGGCUGGCUCGUUCCGUCGGAGAUUUUCCCGUUGGAGAUCCGGUCGGCGGGGCAGAGCAUCAAUGUUUCAGUAAACAUGCUAUUCACUUUUAUUAUCGCGCAGGCCUUCCUUGCUCUUCUUUGCAGGCUCAAGUUUGGCCUUUUCUACUUCUUCGGUGGCUGGGUGUUGGUUAUGACAACCUUCAUCGCACUUUUUCUCCCGGAGACGAAGGGAGUUCCCAUUGAGGAGAUGGUGCUCGUAUGGAGGGGACACUGGUUCUGGAGUCGGUUUUUUGACGAGGAAGACGGAGGCGACGCUAGUUCAUUAGCUGGUGUCGAGAUGGCCAAGCCGAGCGUAUAG